This is a messenger RNA of Ipomoea nil (Japanese morning glory), 3828 nucleotides long. RefSeq names its product probable RNA-dependent RNA polymerase 1. Gene Ontology annotation, cellular component: nuclear RNA-directed RNA polymerase complex. The transcript has 5 exons. The coding region runs from base 275 to 3598 and encodes 1107 amino acids. Gene Ontology annotation, molecular function: RNA-directed RNA polymerase activity. The record is from RefSeq and is a predicted model, not a curated record. Gene Ontology annotation, biological process: siRNA processing. Lineage: Eukaryota; Viridiplantae; Streptophyta; Magnoliopsida; Solanales; Convolvulaceae.
AGCGAAAUUGUGUUGAAGAAAGAUUGACCAAUAAAUUGACCGUCCCACACUCAUUCCCUUCUUCUUCCACUCUUACUCGUACUCUCCUGUCUAUGUAUGUAUAUAUAUAAUAUAAUAUAAUGGCAUAUAUAAUCUCGUGAAGGAAUGCUCUGCUUCAUACUGCUUUUCCAUUAGUUGAAGUUUUUUUAUGGUGGCAGAGCCGGAAGGACUCUAUUUUAUCUGGGGUUUGGUGAUUAGUAUUUGAAACUUUUCAGUUUGGUUGAUAUCUGUUAGCAUGGGAAAGACGGUUCAGGUGUCUGGGUUCCCUUAUCUUGUGAGUGCAGAAGCAGCUAAAACUUGCAUAGAGAAGCAUACUGGAGCAGGCUCUGUAUGUGCCUUAGAGGUUAAAAAGUGCAGAACGGGACAACGAUCAUAUGCGAAAGUCCAAUUUGGAAACAAUAGAAGUGCGGAUGAAAUUAUAAGUUUGGCUGAACAGAGGGUGUUGUAUUUUGGGACCUCGUAUUUGAAGGCUUUUGAAAUGGACACCCGUAUUGUGCAAGACAGAUCGUACACCCAUGAGAUGAAGAAUCUAACUCUGUACUUUGGAUGUCAAACAUCAAAGGAGCGGUUUUACUCGAUAUGGAGAGGGGCUAAUGUCUCGAUAAAAUUCGGAUAUGGAUUGAAAAAAAUGCACAUCUUUCUAUCCUAUCAAUCUACUGAAUACAAGCUUCAACUUUCAUAUGAACACAUUUGGGAGAUCAAGCUGUAUCGUCCCCAUCGUGGAAAUGUGAAAUUCCUUGUUAUACAGUUAUUUGCUGCUCCCCGGAUCUACAAGAAAGCAGAAGGCUCCAUUUAUAACUUCUAUUCGGUUACUCCAGAUGAUCAAUGGGUGAGGACAACAGAUUUUACGCGAAAUUGCAUUGGACAAUCUUCGAGUUUGUGUUUGGAGAUUCCUGCAGGUGUCACGCUACCAAAAUUCCGCGAUCAUUUUGUGUACUACAGCGAAACGGAUUGGCAAUUCAGCGUAGAGUCUGGUCACCCGUUUUCUCACAAUCUGGAUCUAGUUCCAAUUCUGCGUUCCCCACGGGAAGUUAACUUGCCUUUCAAAGUAUUGUUUAAGAUCUGUUCUUUGGUGCAACAAGGAUGCCUUCCUGGGCCAGCACUCGAUACAAAUUUUUUCAGUUUAGUUGAUCCACGUACUAUAAACAUUGGAUGCAUCGAGUUUUCCUUGGAGAAAAUGUACUAUUUAAAGGAAUGUUGUUAUGAUCCUGUUCGUUGGUUGACUGAGCAAUAUGAGAAGUAUCGAAAGUUCAAGCAGCCUCCGAAAUCUGCUGCUAUAAGUCUCGAUGAUGGCUUGGUAUAUGUACGGAGAGUCCUAGUUACUCCGACGAGGGUGUAUUUUAGUGGGCCCGAGGUAAACCAAUCGAAUCGUGUGUUGCGCAAUUAUGCAGAUGAUAUUGAUAAUUUUCUUCGUGUAUCGUUUGUUGAUGAGGAUUGGGAGAAAAUACAUUCGAUAGAUUUAUCUCCCCGUGCGUCUUCCCCGGGUGGUAUCAGCAAGACAACCGACAUUUAUGACAGGAUUCUAAAGGUGCUCAGAGAUGGCAUUGUUAUUGGGGAUAAAAGAUUCGAAUUUCUCGCUUUCUCCUCGAGCCAGUUGAGGGAGAGUUCUGUUUGGAUGUUUGCGUCGAGAUUUGGACUUACAGCUGCUGAUAUAAGAGCAUGGAUGGGAGACUUUAGAAAGAUUAAAAAUGUCGCAAAGUAUGCUGCGAGACUCGGCCAAUCUUUCGGUUCAUCCCGGGAAACGUUGAGUGUUGCCAGGCAUGAGAUUGAAAUGAUUCCCGACGUAAAGCUUCAGAGACAAGGAACGGAAUAUAAUUUUUCCGAUGGGAUCGGGAAAAUAUCUGCACACUUUGCUCGAAGAGUUGCCAUGAAAUGUGGCCUCGAUGAGUUUGCUCCAUCUGCUUUUCAAAUCCGUUAUGGUGGAUUUAAGGGUGUCGUUGCCGUCGAUCCUUCUUCAUCAAAGAAGUUGUCGUUGAGAAAUAGCAUGUUGAAAUACGAAUCGGACAACACAAAGCUAGAUGUUUUGGCGUGGAGCAAAUACCAGCCCUGUUAUCUUAAUCGCCAACUAGUCACACUCUUGUCUACGCUCGGUGUUAGAGACGAGGUCUUCGAGAGGAAGCAAAGAGAUGAAGUUGCUCAACUUAACGCUAUCCUCACCGAUCCUCUAAAGGCAUACGAGGCUCUCGAGUUGAUGGCUCCGGGAGAAAACACCAACAUUCUUAAAGAGAUGCUCACGUGUGGUUACAAGCCCGAUGUCGAACCAUUCCUCUCGAUGAUGUUACAAACAUUCCGGGCAUCGAAGUUGCAAGAUUUGAGGACUAGGACGAGGAUAUUUGUCCCCAAAGCGAGAUCAAUGAUGGGAUGCCUCGAUGAAACCAGAACAUUGAACUACGGUGAAGUGUUUGUUCAAUAUUCUGGUGCUGGACGGAGACAACUUCCCGUUGGUCCUCAACUCGAUGAACCCCGAAACUACAAUUGGAUUGUCCAGGGAACGGUGGUUGUCGCAAAGAACCCGUGCUUGCAUCCCGGUGAUGUUCGUGUUUUGAGGGCUGUUAAUGUGCCGGCUUUGCACCAUAUGGUGGACUGUGUUGUUUUCCCCCAAAAGGGCGAGAGACCUCAUCCAAAUGAAUGUUCGGGAAGUGAUUUGGAUGGUGAUAUUUACUUUGUUUGUUGGGACCAAGAAUUGAUACCAAGGUCGAUGGAAUCUCCAAUGGAUUAUACCCCUGCUCCGAGCCUGGACGUAUCCCAUGAUGUUACGAUUCAGGAAGUUCAGAAGUAUUUUGUGGAUUACAUUCUGAACGACAGUUUAGGCAUUAUUUCGAAUGCCCAUGUUGCGUUUGCAGAUAAAGAACUAUUAAUGGCGAAGAGUGAACCGUGUCUAAAACUCGCACAGCUCUUCUCGAUUGCUGUAGACUUUCCAAAGACGGGUGUUCCUGCGGAGAUCCCUUCGGAUUUACGAGUCAAAGAAUAUCCCGAUUUUAUGGAAAAGCCUCCCGAGAAGGUAACCUACGUUUCGAAUCGAGUAAUUGGAAAGCUAUUUAGGGAGGUGAAGGAUAUUACUCCCGAGGUAAGCUCUAUAAGGUCCUUUACUCCCGAGAUAGCGAGGAGGUCGUAUGAUCCCGACUUGGAGGUUGAUGGGUUUGAAGAAUACAUCGAUGAAGCUUUCUAUCACAAAACCGAGUACGACUUCAAAUUGGGUAAUCUCAUGGACUACUAUGGCAUAAAAACCGAGGCUGAAGUGCUUAGUGGCGGGGCCAUAAGGGCUUCGAAAUUCUUUGACCGUAGAAGGGAUGCAGACGCGGUUAGUUUCGCCAUGAAGUCUUUGAGGAAGGAAGCGAGGGGAUGGUUUAAGGUAGGAAGCGAGUACGAUGAUCAAUUGGCGAAAGCGUCGGCUUGGUACUAUGUAACGUAUCACCAUACUUACUGGGGUUCCUAUAACGAGGGGAUGAACCGUCCUCACUUUAUCAGUUUCCCGUGGUGUGUCUAUGAUAAGCUGAUUCAGAUCAAGAAGGACAAACUAAACAUCGCGAGGGCUCUCGGGGGCUUGAAAUUGGCUUGAAUACUUGCGUAAAAUUCUAACUUUUGUUGUUUACUUUAAGAUCAGGCUGUAUAGUAGCAGCAUUAUCUGCAUUUUCUGCAAUGCACCAAAACUUAUGUAUUAUAUAUAUGGUGUGGUGCUCUAUUGUCUAUUUAUAUGUUGAACUGGUUGUUAUGCUUCAAUGUUGAAUGUAUGUAUUGUGAUUUAAAUAGCAUCUUUGUGGAAUGAUAUGAUGUAUGUUUUUUAGACAA